Messenger RNA from Boleophthalmus pectinirostris (great blue-spotted mudskipper), 3171 nucleotides. It is a transcript of the gene zcchc7, whose product is annotated as zinc finger, CCHC domain containing 7. The record is from RefSeq and is a predicted model, not a curated record. The coding region runs from base 120 to 1985 and encodes 621 amino acids. The transcript is spliced from 10 exons. Lineage: Eukaryota; Metazoa; Chordata; Actinopteri; Gobiiformes; Gobiidae. Gene Ontology annotation, molecular function: zinc ion binding; nucleic acid binding.
CCGGAAGUUCUUUCCCCGUCUCUCUCGGGCAUGGAUCUUGGGCUGCUGCUACUCGUGCCUCCACUUUUUAAUUCUCAUUUUUUUGCGGGGUGGUGUCUGUGAUCGAGGUGUGUGUAGUGAUGUACAGUAGCUACCAAUACCACGAGCAGCUGGAGGAUGAUCUCUACAGAGAGGAGGAGGAUGACUCUGAGGGGUCAGAGGCUGACAGUGAACUUGAAUUUCACCUAUACAGCCAACUUCACUAUUCCUCCAAUGCUGGAGAGGUCAGUGAGCUGGAAGAUGAAAGGAAAGAAAGGGAUGAGGUCAGCACCCAAGGUGACCAUAACUUAACGGAUUCAGAUAAACUGAGACAACUAUCAGAAAACGAGUCUACAGCCGAGAAAAAAGAAAAAGUACAAGAAGACAAGGAGAAGAAAAGGACCAAACAUGCGAAGAAUGAAAAACGUAAAGGUCAGAGGGCAUCUACAGUGUUUGAAGAAGUGAUAGUGAUUGACUCCAGCCCAGAUGUCAUCACACUCUCUGAAGAUGACAGUAGUGAUGAGACAGAAGGAGUUUGUGCCUUGAAGGGUCGAGGGUUACCUAAGCUUUGUACCUCCACACCUGCACAGCAGGUAAAAAGAGCAGCAGUUCCUAUAAAUGUCAGCAGCUCAGAGUCUGAGUCUGAUUCUGAGUCUGAGUCCCAGGCCCAGUCCCCAUCUGUGUUGGGCUCAAGCAGCUCUUCGGACUCUGAUGACCUGGAGAACUGGAUGAUUCUAGGCUGUGGCCAGCAGGAGGGGGACCAGUCUAUCUCACUCAACUUGGAUGGAGUGGCAGAGAGCGAGACAGAUAUUGAAGAACUGGAUAGCAGGUGGCUGAUUUCUGACAAAGACCGAAAGGCCCAGAUCUCCAAUAAAGCCAAGGGCGUUAGGACCAUUGUGCCGAGGGUGACAAGUCGAUAUUAUACAGACAAAAACGUCCACUGUAAAAACUGUAAUAGAACCGGACAUUUGUCAAAGAACUGUCCAGAACCAAAAAAAGUCUCACCCUGCAUCCUUUGUGGCACGGUGGGCCAUAUUCAGAGUGGAUGUCCCUACAAACACUGUAACAACUGUGGACUUCCUGGGCAUCUGUACAGCUCCUGCUGUGAGAGGUCUUACUGGCACAAGCAUUGUCACCGCUGCGAAAUGACUGGACACUUCCAUGAUGACUGUCCAGAAGUCUGGAGACAGUAUCAUAUAACGAUUAAGGGGGGGCCUCCUGUAAUACACCAGGGAAACCAUCAGGGCCGAACUCCUGCUUACUGCUACAACUGUGCCAAGAAGGGGCAUUUUGGACAUGAGUGUCACAGGCAGAGGAUGUUUAAUGGGACCUAUCCUAGCACACCUUUUAUAAAUCACUACGACACCACAAAAGACAUAAAUGUCAGACAAAGCCGCAUAGAAAAGAAGGUCAAAGAUCUGAAGAACUCUGGCCUCUUUCCUUAUGUUCCUCAAUCACCUUCAACCCCAGGACCUCCAAGGAAGAAACAAAAGACCACCUUUGAAAAAAACAAUUACCAUCAUAAGAAAACGCCACGCCAAAGCUAUAAAACGGACCUGCCUGCUUCCAGCCAUAUCUUUUUCAGUGACACUUCCGACUCAAUAUCUAAACCAAGCAAGCAGCAAAAGCACAAACCAGUCUCUCAGGAAAAGCUAUGGAAACCCAAGAGACCAGUCCCCCAGUCUAGAGGCUCUGUGGAAAAAAUAGUUUUAGAUGAAGCAGAUGAGUUUCCAAGAGGUGGAGGGCAAGGCGAGGAAAUGGAGAGACGAAAAAAGAGCAAAAAGUUCAAGAAAAAUGGCCAGUCACUUUGCUGGACUGGUGCGAGCAAACAGGCCAAAAACAACAAUGUAAAUCCGAGCAAAAGGAAAAAAAAGAAGAAUGCAAACAAAAAUAUGUCAGACAAAAUGUACCCAACUGAUGAAAACCUAUUUAUUAUUAAGCAAAGGAAACACAAAAGAAAAGAUUAAACUGUUUUUUUUUUUGUUUUUUUGCUGCUUUUAAAGGUGCACUAUGUAACCUUUUAGCACCUGCUUGUUUCUAUGGAUAUGUCAUUGCUCGGCCUGGAACGCUCCACAGUAUGACAAACUGCUCUACUUUAUAUUUAUUCAAUUACAGGUGGUUUUAUAACUCAAAAAAUGCUUAGAAAAGCAGGCAUUCUGACUGAGCAAGGUUGCCUUUCCACAAAUCUGACAUGUAACUUGGUUUGGGCACCAUAAAGAUAGGAAAGUUUAAUGCCCUACAGUGACAUAUUCCAGACAAAGCCAUAACAUCCAUAAAGAAACGCAUUUGACGGACCCUCCUCCUGAAAAGUACCACAAUGCACCUUUACCUCUAAUCCAGAGAAUUCAGAUUUUAUUCCUCACAUUCUUAAAUACUGUCUAAUAAUCAUUUAAACAGUUCUGCUAAUAAAACUAACCUACUCCAAUGUCCAGUAAAGGGACCUGGGCUAUUGUCUGUAUUUCAGUUAUCCAUCCAGCUGGUUCGUGAUGUUUUCACCAUUGCUGCUUGGAUCAUUGGGAAAACUUAAAUUAUUUAGAAUUGAAAAUUAGUUCUCUGACAUACAUCAACGGCUACAUUCAGACUGCAGCCUGAAGUGACCCAAAUCCGAUUUUUUGGCUUCUAUGUGACCUGUCUCCAAUCUUUUAAUGACAGUCUGAACGGCACAGAUCAGAUUUUUUCAAAUGCGACCCAGGCCACUUGGAUAUGUGGUCCUGAAACCGAUACAUAUCCGAUCUUUUGACAUGCGACUUCAGUCUGAACGGCCAAAGCGCAUCCAUCCGACCUACACGUUAUCAACAAGCGACAAACGUCACUAUUCUGCGCUGAAGCAGGCGGAAACCGGAACUGUAAAAUCCCCAGGUGCUCAAUGCUCGCGUCCAUGUUUGGACAACUUCCGUAAACACAGAGCACGCUCGCUGCGGUUGACGCAUGGGGUUGACGUCAUCGUGUCCUCCAGUAAGCAUGCGGGACACUUUCGGGCUGUUUACCGUUCACACUGGAGUCACAGACAAGUCACAUUUAAUUGGAAAUGUGAACGACCUCGCAAAAACAUCAGAUUUCACAAAAAAAUCGCAAUUGAGCUUUAAGCCCUGCAGUCUGAACGUAGCCAACUUGUCUGUAUUAACUGACCCAGAAUAAAAUGUUUUUUUUCCA